GAGAGAGAGAGAGAGAGAGAGAGAGAGGGAUAUCACUGCUAAAUCGGACGAGUUCGGGAGGCAAAAUGGAGGCCGAAGGGCAACGAACCUCUUCGAACCCAUCAGCAAUGCUUGCUGCACUGCUAUGCAAAAGAGCCAAACUUCACGAUGAACUUCGAAACAUCGAAAAGCAGGUUUAUGAUAUGGAAACAAGUUAUUUACAAGAUCCAAGCCAAUGUGGCAAUGUAUUGAAAGGUUUUGACGGGUUUCUAUCAGCAUCAAAGAGCACUACUCUCUUAAAACGGUCCAGGAAGUUUCAGCCCGAAGAUAGGCUCUUUUCCUUAUCUUCAAUCACCUCGCCAGCAGCCGAAGAGCAUGCUGCUGUACGAGAUGGUGGUGGUGUAUCUGCAAGUGGAGUAGGAAGACCAAAGAAGGGCAGGGGAGGCCCAAGAGAUGCAAAGAGAAUGAGGCAAUCGAGUGAACCAGAUUUUGACUAUGAUGAUGAUCCUGAUUUGAUUAUGUGAGAAGUGCUUCUGUAUGGCAUUACCCUAGACUUGCAGGAUGCUGGUUGAUACCAAUUUUUCUUUGGUCCAUGAAUUUUCCAAUCCAUAGCGGUUUUCUGCUAUGUAGUGGACAAGUAUUUAUGGGAGGCUUGAACUGCCACCAUUUGUUUCUUCACGAUAUCUUAACCCUCAUGUGUAUAUAUGAUCAUUAUCCUCGUUUUGUUUUCAGAAUCUCUUGUUUCUUAGAGGUGGCAUUACAAAAAUGAUAAUAGACUGUUGGGGAUGAUUAAGAUGCUUUUAGGGAUUUUCACACUCUCUG
Messenger RNA from Ilex paraguariensis (yerba mate), 801 nucleotides. Lineage: Eukaryota; Viridiplantae; Streptophyta; Magnoliopsida; Aquifoliales; Aquifoliaceae. The record is from the annotation of a GenBank genome assembly.